AUGUCUCAAACACGGCAAGCCACGUCGAACCCGGCGUUUGCUUCAACUCGAAUUACUUCUCAAACUACUAGUGACUCUUCGCAUAGCCAUUCUUCGGGACUCCUGAGGCUCAGAGGGGAGGACACUCCCAACGCCGAUGAAGAUAUUGCAUCCGCUAGACACAUAAGAUGGAGCGAGGAUGUUAUCGACAAUGAAGGGAAGGGCAAGAAAAGCUCUAAAGUGUGCUGCAUUUAUCACAAAUCUCACCCUGUGGGUGAAAGUAGUUCAGAAUCUGAUUCCUCCGACUCCGACUCCGACGAUUUAUCAGACAGUGAUAAUGAAACGGUUUGGCAGGGGAAUAGGGAGGGCUUGCAUUUGACCCGUCCUCAUAACAUGGCAUCACGUCCGGGUGAACAAGAUUUGGAGACAGAUCGAUGCUCACAUCGUCAAAGGUCAAACGAGAAGGCCAGGCAGAGAAAGCCAAGCCCGAAUGCAUACGAGAAAAUGCCGAAGGCAACAAAAAGAUCAAUCGGGACACCUGGCCGGGUAGCCUAA
Monascus purpureus is the source of this 534-nucleotide messenger RNA. The record is from the annotation of a GenBank genome assembly. NCBI's taxonomy places the organism in Eukaryota, Fungi, Ascomycota, Eurotiomycetes, Eurotiales, Aspergillaceae.